CUUUUGUGAGCAUUUUCUUCCUCUUGCGAGCUCUCUUUCCUCUUGCGCGACCAUGUUCAACUUUUUGAUCAUGGCGCUCACUGCCUUGCGAGAUCUCGGCUUGGACGCCCUAGAAUUCCUCAAGUUCCUCUUCCUCGUGGCUGUCUUUCUCGGCUUUGGCAUCCUCUUCGGGGUCGUUUAUUCGGCCAUCUUCAAUCUCACCACCGUCCCGGCGCCUCUGCAAGAAGAACCCCUCUUGCGCCGCGAUCGCCGCGCUAACGCCGCCUCCGUUCGAUGUUCCUCGUUCUCUUCGAGGCCUCCGGUGACACUCUCUGACUUCGACAUCAAGGUGAUGGCGAGGAUUUCGGAGUACAAUUCGGCCCCUCGUUCCCUCUCCAGCGGCACCUCGCUCACCAUGAGCUACCCAAGCGCCAUCGACUACACUGUGGAAAAGAUGGCCAGCUGCGGUCUUCAACCCAAAUUCCGAAAUGGCCUCAUUGUGGACUGGGAACCGAUUGCCCCUCAAGGAGCAUCGCUUGUCACUGCUGAGAUGGUUGCUACGAAGCGCCCUUCCACUCCCGUAGUUGCUGCUCCGGCAGAUCUCGCAACAGACACAUCUCCACGGGUGGGUCCUGCUAAGCCACCUCAGUGUCAUUUCGAGGCUGCUCCCGCAACCGACACUGGUCGUGCUGGCGUGCCGACUCCUACGGAAGGGUUGGUAAGUCGGGUCGUUGAACCUCUCCAGGGUGACAGCGCUGCUUCGGCAGUCGACCCUGGCCUUGCCAAUGUGCAGGCAUCUACGGAUGGGAUGGCCAGACCAAUCGCCCCGACAUGGACGCCCUCUUCUGGACCCGUGUACCUCCCUCCGCGUGAGCGGGACCCGCGGUUCACGUUGCGCAACUGGAGGCCCUCGACGGGAGUCGUGUACGAACUCCGCCAACCGCACCCUGUCCUCGCAGCCGUCUUCGCAUCGCCAGCGCCGCUUCCUCGCCCUCUCCCCGUGGUGACCGUCUCUCCGCCGUCGCCCGUGGUCUUCUCUUCGCCUGCGCCGGUGGUCUUCUCUUCGCCGUCGCCCAAACCCGCACCCGCACCCGCACCCCGUCCUCUGCCGGCAACUCCGGCACCUGCCGCACAUAUCUCCAGGCCGCCGCGGCACACCAGGUCUCUGGCAGCCGCUAUCUCCCGCCCCCGCGCUCCGAUCUCGACCCCGGCUCCAACAACUACUGCUCCUGCGCCUGCUCCCAUCCCGGCUCCAGCUCCCGCCCAAGGCCAACUGGCCAACCAGAACUGGAUGGCAUCACUCUCCGAGACCCUCGCCCUCACCCCCCAGAAGCUGGGUUUGACUGAAGAUCAGCUAAUGGCGUGGGAGACGCCCUCCCUGCUGCCGGCCAGCCUUCUUCCCGACGCCGCCGCCGAAGCCGCCGCGCAGCAAGACGCCAUGACCAUGACCCAGCGCUACGGCACCCUCGCGCGGGACCUGAAGCGCGCCGCCGUCCUCCUGCGCCUGCAGCUCCAGCGCGUCCCUGCCGGCCGCUAUCCCGCCCGCAACCAGUUCCACAAGAUCUUCAGGCCCUUGCACGAGGCCGCCAAGGCCUUCAACGUGCUCAAGACCGUCGAGGGCGCGCGCAACGCCGCGGACUUUGGCGAGUUCAAGAACGCGGUGAAGUUCUUUUCCGACCAUGUGUUGACGAUGGGGGAAUAUGAGGAGUGCCUUGUGCACUACGAUGGGGAGGUGAAGGGAAAGGGGAAGGCGGUGAAGGUGAAGGAUGCUGCCGCCCAUGUCCGCAAGUUCUUGGGCAUUCAGCCGCCCAAUGUUCUGGAUCGGCUUGGAUUGGCUUGAGGGCCAUGGGUUCUGGGGUGUUUGGGGUUUCGGUGGUGUUUUGGGCUCUGGAGCUUUGGCUCCCUUGAUCUCCUCUUCUUGCUUUCUGUUUGGGGUCGGGGUUCUUCUGUUCGUUUUUUUCUUUCCUGUCUGGUGUUUGCGACUGGAGGGUUAGAGUCGCAGUGCCUUGACUCCCCCAUCAUGGGGUUGAGUUGGCACUGUUUGACUCGCCCCCCAGUCGCAGGGUUGCUCUCGUGUGGGCUGUUCUAGGGUUAGAGCUGCAGUACUUGACUCCUUCUUUGGGGUUGAAUCGGCACCGCUGGUCUCGCCUGAUAUCUUUCUAAUGCUUUGGUUUUGUUUUGCUGAGUAC
Molecule: messenger RNA, 2168 nt
Organism: Paraphaeosphaeria sporulosa
Lineage: Eukaryota; Fungi; Ascomycota; Dothideomycetes; Pleosporales; Didymosphaeriaceae
Exons: 1
Coding region: 53-1819 (588 amino acids)
Source: RefSeq, a predicted model, not a curated record